AAAAAAAAAAGUAAGGAAACAGUUUUACUUUACUCUUAAUUAAUCCAUUUUCAUUUUGAGACAGAACCAUCAAAAAAUGGCAGUACCUGUGAUGAGUAGAAAAAAAGCUCUGAUCAGUCUACCGUCAGUACUAACGGCGUUAAGUAUACACUUAGUGAUUGUCGCAGGCGAGUAUUUCAAGCCGUUUAAUGUCACUUACGAUCAUCGUGCUCUUAUCAUCGGCGGUAAACGCCGUAUUCUUAUCUCUAUUAUUCACUAUCCACGUGCUACACCUGAGAUGUGGCCUAAAUUGAUAGCUAGGAGCAAAGAAGGCGGUGCAGAUGUCAUUGAGACUUAUACAUUUUGGAAUGGUCAUGAGCCAGUGAGAGGACAGUAUAACUUCGAAGGAAGAUAUGAUAUUGUCAAGUUCGCAAAGCUAGUCGGGUCUCAUGGACUAUAUCUCUUUCUUCGAAUAGGUCCAUAUGCUUGUGCAGAAUGGAAUUUCGGGGGCUUUCCAGUAUGGCUUCGUGAUAAACCUGGAAUAGAAUUUCGAACGGAUAAUGCACCAUUCAAGGAGGAGAUGGAGCGCUAUGUUAAAAAGAUAGUUGAUCUUAUGAUAGCUGAGUCACUCUUUUCGUGGCAAGGUGGUCCGAUCAUUUUGUUGCAGAUUGAAAAUGAAUAUGGAAAUAUUGAAAGCUCAUUUGGUCCCAAGGGGAAGACAUAUAUGAAGUGGGCUGCUGAAAUGGCUGUUGGUCUUGGCGCUGGUGUUCCAUGGGUCAUGUGCAGGCAAACUGAUGCUCCAGAAUACAUCAUAGAUACUUGCAAUGCCUACUACUGUGAUGCGUUCAGGCCAAAUUCUGAGAAGAAACCGAAAAUUUGGACUGAGAAUUGGGAUGGAUGGUUUGCAGACUGGGGAGAAAGACUCCCACAUAGGCCUUCCGAGGAUAUUGCAUUUGCGAUUGCUCGUUUCUUUCAGCGUGGGGGCAGCCUGCAGAACUAUUAUAUGUAUUUUGGUGGGACAAACUUUGGCCGGACUGCAGGAGGCCCAACUCAAAUCACUAGCUAUGAUUAUGAUGCUCCACUUGAUGAAUAUGGACUACUACGUCAACCUAAAUGGGGCCAUUUGAAGGAUCUGCAUGCUGCUAUCAAGCUUUGUGAACCCGCUCUUGUCGCUGCUGAUUCUCCUCAGUAUAUUAAACUGGGACCAAAACAAGAGGCACAUGUCUAUCGUGGAAUUCCCCACAUCAAUGGCCAAUAUCUGUCCUUGAAUGAAAGCAUAUGCGCUGCAUUUAUUGCCAAUAUUGAUGAACAUGAAUCAGCAGCUGUGAAAUUUUAUGGUCACGAGUACACUUUAUCUCCAUGGUCAGUGAGUAUUCUGCCAGAUUGCAGAAACACAGCUUUCAACACAGCUAAGGUGGGGGCACAAACUUCAAUCAAAACAGUGGGCUCUGAUUCUGUUUCAUUUGGGAAUAAUUCUUUGUUUCCACAAUUAAUUAUUAAAAGCAAACUCGAAAGUAUUUCACAAUCUUGGAUGACACUGAAGGAGCCACUUGGAGUGUGGGGUGACAGAAAUUUCACUUCUAAAGGGAUACUGGAGCAUCUGAAUGUGACAAAAGACCAGUCUGAUUACUUGUGGUAUCUGACCAGGUAUUUCAACUUAUAAAUGCAGUUGGGAUCAG
This is a messenger RNA of Lycium ferocissimum, 1658 nucleotides long. Its product is annotated as beta-galactosidase 9-like. Lineage: Eukaryota; Viridiplantae; Streptophyta; Magnoliopsida; Solanales; Solanaceae. The record is from RefSeq and is a predicted model, not a curated record. Gene Ontology annotation, biological process: carbohydrate metabolic process. Gene Ontology annotation, cellular component: cell wall; vacuole. Gene Ontology annotation, molecular function: beta-galactosidase activity.